AAAUGAAGAUCUAAAUUCAUCUAACAAUAGUUUAAUGUAUUUUAAUUUAAAUAAGCUUUUUAAGCCCCCCCCGGAAAAAAAAAAAAACGCUCAUAAAGCCAGCUUUUUAACCAUAUAAAUGCAGUUUUACUCGGAAAAAAAAAAGGGCCAUAUAAAUGCUGAUGCCAUUCCGGUUUCCUUUGUCACAAGUUCAGAUUUUGAUAAUAGAAUAAGAAUCGUUUCUGCAAAUUCAGGGUUUUGGGUUUAAGGGGAUUUUGAUAUUUUUUUCAUGGGUGCCAAUGAAUCACAUACGACGUCUCACGCAGAUGGUGAGGGUCCUUCAUCCAAGCCAAGGCUCGACGAUAUACCAGAGAGCUGCGUGGCGUUGGUUCUAAUGCACUUGGACCCGCUUGAGAUCUGUAAUUUAGCUCGGCUAAAUCGAGCCUUUCACGGUGCUUCUUCCGCUGAUUUUAUCUGGGAAACAAAGCUGCCUUCGAACUAUCGGUUUGUACUGGACAAAGUGUUGGAUGAUGACAAAACUAUGGCAGGCUUAGGGAAGAAAGAUCUUUAUGCCCGGAUGUGCAGGCCAAUCCCUUUUGAUGGUGGCACAAAAGAAAUAUGGCUGGAUAAGAAUACAGCUGGAGUUUGCUUAUCGAUUUCUUCCAAGGCUUUAACUAUUACUGGGAUUGACGACAGGAGAUACUGGAACUGUAUUUCUACUGAUGAAUCAAGAUUUCAGAAAGUAGCAUAUCUUCAUCACAUUUGGUGGCUUGAAGUGGAUGGAGAGUUAGAGUUUCAGUUUCCAGCAGGAAAAUAUAGCUUAUUUUUCAGAGUGCAGCUGGGCAAGCCCACGAAGAAAAUGGGUCGCAGAGUUUGUAACACAGAGCACAUCCAUGGUUGGGAUAUAAAACCUGUAAAGUUUGAGCUAACAACUUCAGAUGGUCAACAUGCUGCGUCUGAAUGUUUCCUGGAAAAUCCUGGAAACUGGGUUAACUACCAUGUGGGAGAUUUUGUUGUAUUGCAUCCGAAUGAAUUGACAAAUAUUAAAUUUUCGUUGACACAAAUUGAUUGCACUCACACCAAAGGAGGGCUUUGUUUAGAUGCUGUUUUUAUAUACCCAAGUAGCUUAGGCACUGAGAUUAGCACAACAUUGAAGAUGUGACGAACCAUUUGAUUUCUGUCCAUCUUAUUAUUUUUCAUCAUGGUUGCUCAAUGCCGUGCAAUUGUACAUGUGUAAAACGAGUUGAUGAAUCAUGUAAAUAUCCAAAGCAAGAAAUUCAACAUUUUCCCCCUAUUUCUUAAAUACAUAAA
Messenger RNA from Manihot esculenta (cassava), 1290 nucleotides. RefSeq names its product F-box protein PP2-A13. Gene Ontology annotation, molecular function: protein binding. Bases 269 to 1141 code for a protein of 290 amino acids. NCBI's taxonomy places the organism in Eukaryota, Viridiplantae, Streptophyta, Magnoliopsida, Malpighiales, Euphorbiaceae. The transcript has 3 exons. The record is from RefSeq and is a predicted model, not a curated record.